This is a messenger RNA of Raphanus sativus (radish), 764 nucleotides long. RefSeq lists its product as uncharacterized. The transcript is spliced from 2 exons. NCBI's taxonomy places the organism in Eukaryota, Viridiplantae, Streptophyta, Magnoliopsida, Brassicales, Brassicaceae. Bases 82 to 582 code for a protein of 166 amino acids. The record is from RefSeq and is a predicted model, not a curated record. Gene Ontology annotation, molecular function: protein binding.
AUCUUAUGUAUUAGCUUGAACCAAAGCCAUACACCACACUACUCUCUCCUCUGAGCUUGCCAGAUAACCACCAUAAAAGCAAUGACCACCGUUAAAUUCCUCUGUAGCUACGGCGGGAGAAUCAUCCCGCGUUAUCCCGACAGCAAGCUACGUUACCACGGCGGCCAUACACGUGUCCUCUCCGUACAACGCUCCAUAUCCUUUGCCCAGCUGGCGAUGAAACUCGGUGAGAUAUGCGGGACGAAGGUGAUGAGUCUUCGUUGUCAGUUACCAACGGAUGAUCUCGACGCGCUUGUCACCGUAUCCUCCGACGAGGAUCUAAGCAACCUCAUGGAGGAAUAUGAUCUCGCUACUACGACGGCGUUUAAGAUCCAUGUGUUCCUUUCUCCUCCGCUUUCAACGACGUCGUCUUCUUCCUCGGACUCAUCAAACUCUCGCUCUUGCUCUCCUUCGUCUCCGUCAACUGUGAACCCGAAAACAUGUCCGGUCUGUGCCGAGAGAUCGCAUCAUCACAACACAAACAAGGGAUGCUACGUUCGAAGAUGUCCGAGCCAUGACCAGUUAUAUCUUAUCCGAAACUGAAACUCAUCACUUUACACUGUGGGCAGUAUGACUAGAAUACUUGAAUUCUUAGGAGUUACAUUAUCUAACACCGUGAGGAUCAAUUUCAUAUAAGCCAAAAGGGAACUCGAGAGUGUCUAUUUUAUCCAGCUUUAAACAAAACUAAAACGUAUUAGUUAAAAAAAAACGAGCAGUUCAUUUCC